Akanthomyces muscarius is the source of this 657-nucleotide messenger RNA. RefSeq lists its product as uncharacterized. Lineage: Eukaryota; Fungi; Ascomycota; Sordariomycetes; Hypocreales; Cordycipitaceae. The coding region runs from base 1 to 657 and encodes 218 amino acids. The transcript has a single exon. The record is from RefSeq and is a predicted model, not a curated record.
AUGGUUGCUAUCGAGCUUCUUCUCGUGGCCCUGGCUGCCUGCGCCAAAGCCACCCCCGUGGCUUCCGCUCCCGCUCCCGACUCGACCCAGUGGACUGGCCUCGACAUUGCCCACGACUCCAUCAACUGGGACGGCAUCGACGCCAACGCCUUUGCCGACCCCGCCAACUGGAGGCAGGACAGCAGCAACGAGACGGCCGUCACCGAGGACGUCUCCCCCGCCCCCGAGAGCGACGUCUCCAUCCUCUCCGGGCCCUGCUCGCAGGGCACCUGCCCCGACUACAAGGCCGCCUUUGACCUCGUCUACACCUUCACCGCCGUGCCCGAGCCCCCGGACGCCAACUGCCCCGGCUGCCCGCCGCUGACCAUCUUCUCGUCCAACUCGGACAUUCGCGUCAACGACUGCAAGAAGUGCCUGCGCCACAAGGUCGGCAGCAGCCUCGGCGGCUCGGUGCCGGGUGGUUGCUACAACUUCAAGACCUGCGGCCGGAGCCAGACCAUCUGCGUCGACCCGGGCAAGCGCCGCGCGCACCGCAUCUGGAAGGACAAAGGCCACAAGACGUGCUACAAGAUGAAGGUUGAGGGCCUGGGAGGCUGCGGCUUUGUCAAGUCCCGCAUCAUCCUCCGACCGACUGGUACGACUGCUUGCAACUGGUAG